This is a messenger RNA of Bombus impatiens (common eastern bumble bee), 4545 nucleotides long. Its product is annotated as membrane metallo-endopeptidase-like 1. NCBI's taxonomy places the organism in Eukaryota, Metazoa, Arthropoda, Insecta, Hymenoptera, Apidae. Gene Ontology annotation, molecular function: metalloendopeptidase activity. The record is from RefSeq and is a predicted model, not a curated record. Bases 2053 to 4467 code for a protein of 804 amino acids. The transcript has 18 exons. Gene Ontology annotation, cellular component: plasma membrane. Gene Ontology annotation, biological process: protein processing.
CUGUUGUAAAUACUAUGACGUUUCUAUAGCAAAUAAUCUUCCUUCCCUAAGGUAUUUAAAUGAAUCGGUGAUAAAGAAAAAGGCGGCCAGGUCGAUCAGCUUGCGCCAGCUAGUUCGCAUCGUUGUUCUCGAGUAGCAGGUGAUCGAAAUUUUGCGCUUCCGUGUCGCGUUCGAUUGCUCACGAUUUCGAUUUGGCGCGGGACACGUCGGAAGAGACCGCCUUCCACGCUCUGUUAAUGUUUCACGAUCGUGCAUACACAUCUGAAUUGUGUUUUCUUCGAAGAAGGGAACACUUUUUAUAAGCUGGUUGAUUUAAAAAAAAUGUUUUAUCGAAUAAUUGGUUCCUUCCUUCUUUCCAAUUUCUUUGAUAUCUCAGUCGUGAUUUUUAAUAAUUCAUUGCAGCUUUAGCUUUAAUCAAAUUUUUUAUUAAAUGCCUCUUUCUUUCCUUCUGGAUAUUUUCAUUAAUAUUUCGAUCGAUCGCGCUCUUUGUGUAAUUCUUUGCACCUUUAAUUUUAUCCUUAAUAUGUUUAAACGUUUAUAUGAUUUUCCAAUGAAUAAGUUUCUUUCUGAAUAUUUGCGUUAAUAUUAAAUUAUAACAUAUAUUCGUCUCGUUUCCUCCAUAUGGUAAUAUAAUAAAAACUAGACGAAUCAAUGUUUCAUUUGAUUUUAUAUUUCUUUUUUGUAAUUCCCUGUCCUUUCAGUCUUUUAUCGUAAUUUUAUAGCACAACUAUUUACCGAACACUUUUUCCUUCUCCUCUGAAUAUUAAUUAUAAUAUUUCAAUCGACUCUGCAUCUGUUUAUUUUAAUUCCAUGCACUCUUUGCUUUUCCCUCCCAUUUCAACGACGUAAUUAUUCUACUUAUUUUUACAUCAUUUUUCUUUUAUCAAGUUUCCAAAAUCUUAUAUCCAGACACGUAAAGCGACAAGCUACGUGCUCGUAAAUCGUCAGAAGAUUGUAUCAACGAUCGUCCAAUAACGCCUUACUAUGUACGAAUGCAUACUCUAUCUACUAGCGAGUUAUCGUCGUUAUAUCAGCGUUCGGUGGUAGACCCUUCGAACUCUGUAGAGCAAUGCGAAGAUCGAAAUAAAAUAAGAAACAGCGAAAUGAACGAAGAAAACGUAUACUAAGCGACUGUAGUACAGAAAUGUGUACUAUUUGUCCAGCGAUUUAAUUAGCUUAAGAUUGCGCCCUUUUUCGAUGAUGCAAUAUUAAAAUAAACGAGGUCGAGGAGAAGUCCCAUGGUGUUCGAAUGUGGCGUAAAAACGUAGGAAACAUAAAUACGUUUUAAAAAAGAGAGGCGAGGAAACACGAGACGAGAAACGAAAAAAUACCAGAACGUUUACAACGAUGCUUCGUAUGUAUAUUAUUUCUUUGCAAUCACUGAUGUAAAUAAAUGCAACAGUUUGAAAAACCGUUGGCUAAAUCGUUCGGCUGACGUCAACUUGAUAUUCCGUUCUUUGCUUCCUAUCAGCUUGUCCGCUUUCUUUCUCUCUCUCUCUCUCUCUCUCUCUCUCUCCCUCUCUCUUUUUUCGUUAUUUUCUCAAAAAAGAAAGCUGUUUAUCAACCGCGUUGUUGCAUCGUGAGAAAACGAGAGAAAAUUUCCACUCGGGCUUUAUCAGAGGUUCUUGCUCGUCGACGUGAGAAUUUUUGUUGAUUUAACGAAUGAAUUGUUCGACGGUUACCAUGCCAUAUUUCACCGUCGAACAUACUGAUGAGCGAUAAUUAUUAGCGGCGACACAUCGAUCGAAUAAUAUAACGAAUGUUCCCUCUCGUAAUUGGACAAUAUGUCUUUAUUAUUUUCGACGACAGUGGAACAUUACCAAAGCAAACAGAGUCUAAUGAAACAUUACAGUCGCGAUAUAUGCAGAAAUGUUCGAGUCACUGGCCAGGAAAUACUGAUACUAUUACUCCUAAUCAGCAAUUCGCAAUAUUAACAAUCGAUGUUUCGUUUAAAAGCUGACAGAGGCGCUAAACGUUUCUGAAAUAUCUUUUUAGAGGCAACCGAUAGAUAGAAAUAAAAUACGUUGUAUGAUUUGAUUUUCUGAUAAUACAAUGAGAAGAAAUUAUUUUCGAAAUUCUGUCUGGCGAGUGUGCAACGUAUUGCACGGCGACAAAUGUACGGGGAAAUGUCGAUGCAAAAAUCAUUCGAGUGACCAAUUAAUAGAGAUAUCGUAUAACGCCUCCGUGAUAUACAAUUAUUAUCGGCUAUUUGGCUCUGUAAUAAACGCUGGAAAUUCAGAUUCGAUAAUUAGUAUUGUCGUGAACAUUAACGGUAUUAUUUCGCAGACGAUGUUGCUUGAAAUUUGCCUAUCCUCUUUGAUAAUUUUCAUCGAUGCAAGAGCGACCGAUGUAACAAACGAUGGGCGUUCCGUGUGUUUAACUGAGGAGUGUAAAAGAUUCGCUACGAGGAUACUAACGAACAUGAACGCAUCCGCGGAUCCCUGCGUGGACUUCUAUGAAUAUGCAUGCAGCAACUGGCCAACGAUACAUUCGCUUCCACUUGGAGAGAAUUCCUGGCAAUUGCGAGCCAUUUCUGACAACGAGAACAAAAAAAGAAUCGAGGAAAUGAUGAAGAUGAAGCUGCGAGGCGACGAAACCUUACCGGUAAAGGUUGCGAAACAAUGGUACAAAACUUGUAUGAACACAGAGGAUAUGAAUAAACGAGGUAUGGAACCGAUACUCUUCAUAUUGAAUGAAAUCGGUGGAUGGCCGAUAAUAAUAGGAAAAAACAAGUGGAACGACAGUGAACAAAAAUGGCAGAAUAUCGACGAUUAUUAUGCUCAUUUAAGGGGAUCUAAUUUGUUGCAUGAUGUCCGAGUCACGGCGUAUGGUGAUACCAAAGAGGAGACUGUGGUUUUAGACGUUCCCGACAUGCCACCGUAUUCGUGGAUGCUCGAAGAAUUUUCCGAAGCUGACAACGUGACACUUACAAUCACUGAUAAAAGAGAUUUUAGUUAUUGGAAGUACAUUGUGAAGAUAAUUUCGAAAACAGCUGAGGCUGGAGGAUUUAAUACAACAAGCAGCCAGUUAGAAGAGGAAAUUGAAGAUAUAUUUAAUUUCGAAUGGAAAUUGUUGAAGAUAAGUAGUAUGGUAAAUGAUUAUGUAAAUAUGACUGUGGCAGACUUCCAAAAAUGGUACGAUAAUUUAAAGCCACGUACACAGAAAUCUAUGGUAAAUUGGAUAGAUAAGAUAGUAAGCAUUUUUAAUGAAUCGGGUAUCGAUAUCUCUGAAGACACGAUGUUAAAAGUAACCUCACCUGAUUACUACGAGAAAUUAAUCCCCUUACUCGAUGAAACUCCAAGCAGAACCAUAGUGAAUUACCUUCAUUGGAGCUUCGUUUCAUCGAUGAUCACAGAGACUACCGACGAAAUGAGGGAAUUGGAUGAGAAAAUGACUGGAAAUGAUUCAAACGUGCAAGAAAACAGGUCGGACUGGUGCAUCAAGAAGAUGGAAUUAACGAAAGUCGUAGCGCAUGUGGAAUACGUAAGAAGAUAUUUCUCCGACGACAUGAUAGAAACGGCAUUGAAUGCGUUGGAUGACAUAGAAGAGGAAAUGAAGAUACAAAUUAAAGAAUCGAAUUGGGCGAACAAGAAGAUAAAAGAUUUGGCUUUAAGAAGAAUUAAGUUUAUAAAAAAAAAUAUUGGUUACCCGGAUUGGUAUAAUAACGCGACUAUCAUGGAAAAUUAUUCUGCAAAUCUUACAAUGGGACCGAAGUAUUUUGAAAAUGCAUUGGAGGUUCAGAGAUAUUAUAAAUUCAAGGAAUUGCGUCUUUUGAAGUAUAAAGAUGUAGCGGAACCAUGGAUUAUCGAUCCUUUGACUCUCAAUGCAAUUUAUUUGAGCCAAUCGAAUUCAAUUACUGUACCCUUGGCGAAUUUACAGGAACCAUUUUUCAGCAGAAAUCAACCAAAUACGAUUAAUUACGCGUUGACUGGGUUUUUAUUAGCACACGAAUUGCACCAUCCAUUUGACGAGCUAAGGCGUCUUUUCAAUGAACGUGGCGAGGAAAUAAACUGGCCAGAUGAAAUGACGAAGCAAUACUAUAAAAGUGCUCAGUGUUUCGUUGAUCAGUACGACAACUAUACUUUAGAUGGGACAUCUUCUGGUCCAAAAAUCAAGAAUUAUGGCAAUCAGACUUUCGACGAAAAUAUGCCAGAUACCAUGGGAUUAAAAACUGCGUUUAAAGCGUACAAACGAAGAGAAAUAAUAAACGGCAAACCAGAAUCAACACUGCCUGGCUUGGAAAUGUUCAGCAAUGAUCAAAUUUUCUUCCUAUCGUCUGCUAAUUUAUGGUGUGAAACCAGAGAUUCCCAAACGUUAGUCACAGAUGCCAAAUUAGACAUACAUAGUAUUGGACGAUUAAGAUCCAUAGGGGCUCUUUCGAACAAUGAGGAUUUCUCAGCUACAUUUUCCUGUCCUCUGGGCAGCCCUAUGAGUCCUAAGAAGAAAUGCAACAUAUGGAAGAUAUAGCAGGUACAUUUCAAUUAAAUGUUCAAUCAUUCGAUUCAAUUUAACAGACCAUUGCAGCAAUAAAAUAGAAAAAUGAAA